UUUUUUGGCUUAGAAUUGCUUUAGCUAUUCUGGUUCUUUUAUUCUUCCAAAUGAAUUUUAGGACUCUUUUUUUCUAGUUCUCUGAAGAAUGCCUUUGGUAUUUUGAUGGGAAUUGCAUUGAAUCUAUAUAUUGCUUUUGGCAGUAUGGCCAUUUUAACUAUAUCCAAGGACAUCUUCUGAGAUCUUCAAUUUCUUUCUUUGGUGUUCUAUGGUUUUCAUUGUCACAGUCAUUCAUGUCCUGGGUUAGAGCUUAUUUAUUUAUUUGAGGCUAUUGUGAAUGGAAUUAUUUUCCUGAUUUCUUUCUCAGCAGAUUCCUUGUUGGUGUAAAAGAUUCUUGUAUGUUGAUUUUGUAACCUGCUACUUUGACUAAAGGCAGUUUUGCUGGCUUCCUCUUGACCUUUCCUACCCAUAAUAGCUCUCACUUAUGGACUGUGGGGCUAGAGAAUCCAUUAAGUUUCUAUCCCUCUGGAUCCAAAUUCUAUAUUAGUUAGGGUUCAGUCAGAUAAUCUGACCCAUUAUGAGUAGUGAUGAACUUUAUUAGAGGCUUUAGUCCUGACAGGGAAGCUGGUUAACCCCCUGUCCCUGGUCAGCAGUGCCGGCAGUAUGGAAGGAAGAUGGGUGUGAAAUAUGGGACAGUAAGGAUGAGCAGAAACUCAUGAGGACAGUGGGGAGCCCAUUUGUCUCUCAUUGGGACUUGUGUCAGUGUGUCAUCACUCCCAGGGUUCUGACUUACAGGGAGCAGGUAUCCUGCUGCUGAAGAGUGCACUUUGCCACAGAAAGUUGCAAACAUAACCAAACAUUCAGAGAAGCCAAAGAAGCUGCAGGCCAACUUGCUGCAACAGGGAGAUUUAGCAAGAGCUGGAGGAACUGGCUUCUGCCGCAUGGCAACAAGCACUAACCGAGGAAUUGGAUUCUGUAACCAGUGAGCUACAUGCAGUAGACAUUCAAAUUCAAGAACUCAUGGAAAGGCAACAAGAGCUCCUUCAGAAAAAAUCUGUCCUAACAAAGAAAAUAAAUCAGUGUUUAGAGGAUUCUGAUGCUGGGACAAGCAACGAGUGUGAUUCUUCACCUGCCGCUUGGAAUAAAGAAGAUUUUCCAUGGUCUGGUAAAGUCAAAGAUGCUCUGCAAAAUGUCUUUAAACUACAGAAGUUCAGACCACUUCAACUUGAAACUAUUAAUGUAACAAUGGCUGGAAAGGAGGUAUUUCUUGUUAUGCCUACAGGAGGUGGGAAAAGUUUAUGCUACCAGUUACCAGCAUUAUGUUCAGAGGGAUUUACACUUGUGAUUUGCCCAUUGAUCUCUCUUAUGGAAGACCAAUUAAUGGUUUUAAAACAAUUAGGAAUUUCUGCUACCAUGUUAAAUGCUUCUAGUUCUAAGGAGCAUGUGAAAUGGGUUCAUGCUGAAAUGGUAAAUAAAAACUCCAAGUUAAAGCUAAUUUAUGUGACUCCGGAGAAAAUUGCAAAAAGCAAAAUGUUUAUGUCAAGACUAGAGAAAGCCUAUGAAGCAAGGAGAUUUACUCGAAUCGCUGUGGAUGAAGUUCACUGCUGUAGUCAAUGGGGACAUGAUUUCAGACCUGAUUAUAAGGCACUUGGUAUCUUGAAGCGACAGUUUCCUAAUACAUCACUAAUUGGGCUGACUGCAACUGCAACAAAUCAUGUUUUGAAAGAUGCUCAGAAAAUUUUGUGUGUUGAAAAGUGUUUUACUUUUACAGCUUCUUUUAAUCGUCCAAAUCUUUACUAUGAGGUUCGGCAAAAGCCUUCAAACACUGAAGAUUUUAUUGAGGAUAUUGUAAAGCUCAUCAAUGGGAGAUACAAAGGACAAUCAGGAAUCAUAUACUGUUUUUCUCAGAAAGACUCUGAACAGGUAACGGUUAGUUUGCAGAAUUUGGGAAUUCAUGCAGGUUCUUACCAUGCCAAUAUGGAACCAGAAGAUAAGACCAAGGUUCACACAAGAUGGUCAGCCAAUGAACUUCAGGUAGUAGUGGCAACAGUUGCAUUUGGAAUGGGAAUUGAUAAACCAGAUGUGAGGUUUGUUAUUCAUCAUUCAAUGAGCAAAUCCAUGGAAAAUUAUUACCAAGAGAGUGGACGUGCAGGUCGAGAUGACAUGAGAGCAGACUGCAUUUUGUAUUAUGGCUUUGGAGAUAUAUUCAGAGUAAGUUCAAUGGUGGUCAUGGAAAAUGUGGGACAACAGAAGCUUUAUGAGAUGGUGUCAUACUGCCAAAACAUAAGCAAAUGUCGCCGUGUAUUGAUAGCUCAACAUUUCGAUGAAGUGUGGAAUUCAGAAGCAUGUAAUAAAAUGUGUGAUAACUGCUGUAAAGACAUUUCAUUUGAAAAAAAGAAUAUAACAGAGUACUGUAGAGAUCUAAUUAAGAUCCUGAAACAGGCAGAAGAACUGAAUGAAAAACUCACUCCGCUUAAACUGAUUGAUUCUUGGAUGGGAAAGGGUGCAUCAAAACUGAGAGUAGCGGGUGUGGUUGCUCCUGUACUUCCUCGUGAAGACCUGGAGAAAAUCAUUGCACACUUUCUUCUACAGCAGUAUCUUAAAGAAGACUAUAGUUUUACAGCUUAUGCUACCAUAUCGUACUUGAAAAUAGGACCUAAAGCUAAUCUUCUGAACAGUGAAGCACAUGUUAUUACUAUGCAAGUAAAGAAGCGCACACAGAGCGAUUUCAAGGUUGAGACAUCUGAAGCUUAUCAUUCUGAACAAGCUGAUAAAAAGGGGGAAGGAAAAACUUCAGGUAACUUCCAGAAGUCCACAAACAUGCUUCAACAGUCUGGUUCUAAGAAUACAGGGGCUAAGAAAAGAAAAAUUGAUGACGCCUGAAAUAACUAUUACGAAUUUUCCACAACAAUAACUGUUUAUGCAUGUACACAUCAUUAUUUUUGUAGUUAAUAGUUUAUUUUAACAACAAUUUCACUGAUACUUUAUAUGAUAGAGAAAACUAUUUUUAGAGCUUAUCUUUGUGAAGAUUUGAGAAUUUGAGACCUUUCAAUAAUUAGGAAUCAAGAAUUAUAUAAUUUUACUGGGGCUGGGGUUGUGGCUCAUUAGUAGAGUGCUUGCCUCGCACAUUUGAGGUACUGGGUUCAAUCCUCAGCACCACAUAAAAAUAAAUAAACAAAAUAAAGAUAUUAUACCCAUGUAUAACUAAAAAAUAUUUUAAAAGAAUUAUAAUUUUACAAUAUAAAACAAGAAAUACAAAUAAUUUUUAUGCAGAAUUUUACAAAUACAAAAUAACUGACAAUAAAUUCAUCUGGCUUUCUUACAGUCUUUAUGCAUUGGUAUACUUAAGUGUAUUUUUUUCUUUUGAUGUAAUUUUUUGAUGGCACUAUUAAACUGACACAGGCUCAUCACUACAAGUGAGUGAUAUUUUAAGCUGAAUAAUGUAAAUGAUUUCAUCAGGUUAUAAAAAUAUCUAUAAUUCAAAAAGAAUAAGGUAUCAAUAUAAAUAAUAUUAGCAAAUAAGUUACAGCUACAUCUCUAUUUCAGGGAAAUGAAACUGUAAGCUUUCUUAAACUAUAUCCCUACUUUGACAUUUUACAGUCAAAAAUGGAUCUGGUCUAUUAGAAUACAUUUUGGCUAAAUAAAUAAGAACUUGGUUAAAUAUGCUCCCAAGCUAAAUCAUAAGUAAAAUGUUUAAGUUCAAAAUAUAAAAAUGUGUAACUUAAGAUUUCUUAUAUAAUAAGGGGCCAAUUUUGUGUUAGAAAUAUAUCUAUAAAUAAAUUAUUUGAACUGA
This is a messenger RNA of Marmota monax (woodchuck), 3733 nucleotides long. It is a transcript of the gene Recql, whose product is annotated as RecQ like helicase. Gene Ontology annotation, biological process: double-strand break repair via homologous recombination. NCBI's taxonomy places the organism in Eukaryota, Metazoa, Chordata, Mammalia, Rodentia, Sciuridae. The transcript has 14 exons. Gene Ontology annotation, molecular function: 3'-5' DNA helicase activity; nucleic acid binding; ATP binding. The record is from RefSeq and is a predicted model, not a curated record. Gene Ontology annotation, cellular component: chromosome; cytoplasm. Bases 961 to 2823 code for a protein of 620 amino acids.